AGUAGAGACAAUCAAAGCUAGAUUGUGUUAAGGAAAAAGAAGUAUGAGAGCCACUUUUGCAGUGUUUGCUAUCUUCUCCCUUUACUCGCUUGCUUUCAAGUUGGAUGCAAGAAAGGAAUUAGAAGAAAAUACACCUUUAAAGAAAUCUGAAUCAAAACCAAACAUCCCUUCUUACUUGAAAUAUCAAAAAAAAUCACCACAAAAUGAUUUUCAGCCCAUAUCCAUCCUUCCAAUUUAUUUAAAAUAUAAAAGUCGCGAUGAUUCCGAUAAAGAAAAGUCUCAAUCAAAUAAUUUUGAGCCCAAACGCAAAUUUCCUAUUAAUUUCAAAUAUCAAAAUGGUGGUGCUGGUGAGCAAGAAAAGUCACCAUUUAAUGAUUUUCAGCACAAACCCAAUAAUCCUCUUUUUUUCUAUCAAAGUGGAGGUGCUGACGAGCAAGCAAAGUCACCACUAAAGGAUUUUCAGCACAAGCCUAACAAUCCUCUUUUUUUCUAUCAAAGUGGAAGUGCUGACGAGCAAAAAAAGUCACCACUGAAUGAUUUUCAGGACAAACCCAAUAAUCCUCUUUUUUUCUAUGCAAGCAGAGAUGUAAACAAGCAAGAAAAGGUAAUACUGAAUGAUUUUCAGCUCAAACUCGGUAAUCCUGGUUUUUUCUAUCAAAGUGGAGGUGCCGACGAGCAAAAAAAGUUACCACUGAAUGAUUUUCAGUACAAGCCCAAUGAUCCUCUUUUUUUCAUUCAAAGUGGAGGUGCUGACGAGGAAGAAAAGUCACCAGUGAAUAAUUUUCAGCACGAACCCAAUAAUCCUCUUUUUUUCUAUCAAAGUGGAGAUGGGCACGAGCAAGAAAAGAUAACACUAAAUGAUUUUCAGCUCAAACCCAAUAAUCCUCUUUUUUUCUAUCAAAGUGGAGGUGCCGACGAGAAAGAAAAGUUACCACUGAAUAAUUUUCAGCAUAAAUCCAAUAAUCCUCUUUUUUUCUAUCAAAGUAGAGGCGCCGACGAGCAAGAAAAGUCACCACUGGAUGAAUUUCAGCAGAAACACAAUAAUCCGCUUUUUUUCUAUCAAAAUGGAGGUGUCGACGAGCAAGAAAAGUCAUUAAUAAAGGAUGUUCAGCCCAAGCCCAAAUUUCCUAUUUACUUCAAAUAUAAAAAUAAGGGCAAUAAUCUUUUAAGUAUGCAUGAUAUGAAUAGUAAUAGCAAGCAUGAUUCUAGUGUUCAUGGUCAUCAUAAUUUAGCAUUAAUUAUCCCCUUCACAAAGAAUGAUCUAAAAGUAGGUAACAAAUUGCCAGUCUAUCUCCCAGCCAUAAAUCACUCAAGCAAAGAUCCCCCAUUAUUGCCUAGAGAGCAAGCUGAAUCCUAUCCGUUCUCAUACAAACAAUUUCAUUAUAUUCUUGAUCUCUUUUCAGUCGCACCUAAUUCUCCUCAAGCAAAAUCAAUGGAAGAAGCACUCGUAUUUUGUGAGAGCAAACCUAUUUCAGGAGAAACUAAAUUUUGUGCUACUUCUUUUGAGGCGAUGAUCGAUUUUGUGAGUAACACAUUUGGAUUAGCUUCUGAAAACUUCAAAGCUGUAACAUCUACGCAACUCACAAAGUCAAAGAACAAAAAACAAAAUUAUACAAUAACUGAAGUUCCUAAAGAGAUACAAACUGCGAAGCAAAUAUCAUGCCAUCCCAUGUCUUAUCCUUACAAAGUCUUUUAUUGUCAUACCCCAAAGGACACAAAGGUUUUUAGGGUUUCACUUGUCGGCGAGAAUGGAGACGUAAUUGAUGCUAUCGCAGCUUGCCACUUACGCGAGGUUGGUGGUAAGCCAACAGAUGUUUGCCAUUUCUUCCCAUCAGACCAUAUGGUGUGGAUUCCAACAGAAGCCUAAGAUCAGAUGAACAAAUGUUGGUCAUCUUGUUUUGUGUUUCUUUUAUGUUGUUGUUGCUUGAUAUAUAUAGUAAUCAGGCAUCACUUUUUGUUUUUAUGUUUUGGGUUCCAUGAAUCCCAAACUUGAAUAAACGCAACUGCUAGUUGUGUGUUUGUAUAUAUGUGAACAUUUUCUGAAAUUGGAAUGCUUUAUUAGUAGUCUUUGAA
Messenger RNA from Mercurialis annua (annual mercury), 2073 nucleotides. RefSeq names its product BURP domain-containing protein 9-like. Lineage: Eukaryota; Viridiplantae; Streptophyta; Magnoliopsida; Malpighiales; Euphorbiaceae. The coding region runs from base 44 to 1867 and encodes 607 amino acids. The record is from RefSeq and is a predicted model, not a curated record. The transcript has 2 exons.